AUGAGGAACAUCUUCAAGAGGAAUCAGGAGCCCAUUGUGGUUCCUGCCACCACCACUGCCACAAUGCCAGUUGGGCCCAUGGACAACUCCACUGAGAGUGGGGGUGCUGGGGAGAGCCAGGAGGACAUGUUUGCCAAGCUGAAGGAGAAGUUCUUCAAUGAGAUCAACAAGAUCCCCUUACCACCCUGGGCACUGAUCGCCAUCGCCGUGGUCGCCGGCCUCCUGCUGCUCACCUGCUGCUUCUGCAUCUGCAAGAAGUGCUGCUGCAAGAAGAAGAAGAACAAGAAGGAGAAGGGCAAAGGCAUGAAGAAUGCCAUGAACAUGAAGGACAUGAGAGGGGGCCAGGUAGGGAAAAACCAGAGUCAUGAUGAUGAUGAUGCGGAGACAGGCCUGACUGAGGGAGAAGGUGAGGGAGAGGAGGAGAAAGAGCCGGAGAACCUGGGCAAACUGCAGUUUUCCCUGGACUAUGACUUUCAAGCCAAUCAGCUUACCGUGGGUGUUCUGCAGGCUGCGGAACUGCCUGCCCUGGACAUGGGAGGCACCUCAGACCCUUAUGUCAAAGUCUUCCUCCUCCCAGACAAGAAAAAGAAAUAUGAGACCAAAGUCCAUCGGAAGACACUGAACCCUGCCUUCAAUGAAACUUUCACCUUCAAGGUGCCGUACCAGGAGCUGGGGGGCAAAACCCUGGUGAUGGCCAUCUACGACUUUGACCGCUUCUCCAAACAUGACAUAAUCGGAGAGGUAAAGGUGCCCAUGAACACUGUGGACCUCGGCCAGCCCAUCGAGGAGUGGAGAGACCUGCAAGGCGGGGAGAAGGAGGAGCCAGAGAAGCUGGGUGACAUCUGCACCUCACUGCGCUAUGUGCCCACGGCUGGGAAGCUCACUGUCUGCAUCCUGGAGGCCAAGAACCUCAAGAAAAUGGACGUGGGUGGCCUUUCAGACCCCUAUGUGAAGAUCCACCUGAUGCAGAAUGGCAAGAGACUCAAGAAGAAGAAGACGACAGUAAAGAAGAAGACCCUGAACCCGUACUUUAACGAGUCCUUCAGCUUUGAGAUCCCCUUCGAGCAGAUUCAGAAAGUCCAGGUAGUGGUCACCGUGCUGGACUACGACAAGCUGGGCAAGAAUGAAGCCAUCGGCAAGAUCUUUGUGGGCAGCAAUGCCACAGGCACAGAGCUGCGGCACUGGUCUGACAUGCUGGCCAAUCCUCGGAGGCCCAUCGCCCAGUGGCACUCACUUAAGCCCGAGGAGGAGGUGGACGCACUUCUGGGCAAGAACAAGUAGGCAGCAGUGGCUGGGACCCCGCACCCUUCAUGGACACGGACAAGAUCCAGAGCUAUCAAUACCUCAGUUGUGCGACCUUAGAGGUUUUUUUCAUCUGUUCGUGAUUGUGUCCUUGUUUUUCCUUCCUUUUUCUCUUUUUAAAGGCCAACUUCCCUUUGAUGGCUGUGUGAAGAGAGUCCCCUAAGAGGUGAAAGAGAAGCCUGGCUCUGUUCAUCGUCCCAGGAGCUGCCCUUGCUGCAUGCCCUGCCUCGGUAUCCCACACUCUUUCAGAGCUUCCCUAUGCCUCACCCUGGGUGAGGCCCUCUACUGGCAGAAAGUUGCAGCACUUCCUGCUUUUUGAGCAUUUUGGACCAACAAAAUGGCAGCACAUCCUGUUUCUUGACACGGAAGGCAACGCAGCACAGUGGCCAAUGAUCCAUGUGUGUGCACACAUGAGUGCAUGUGCAUGCGACUUUGAGCAUCUGUCUUCACUCCUGGAAUGAGCCAUGGACAGUGAAGUAGUGUAGGAAGAGAAGGCUCUCUGGGGGCUCUGAAAUGAAUAAAGUCCACUGUCUAAUUGGGAGAUCUUCUGUUAGCUUGUGGAGAAGGCUCAAAAUCCUGGUCAGAUUCCAGAAGCUCCCACACUCCUUGUGGGUGGCUACUUGGGAGGCAGCAAGAUGUGGAGACUGGAUGUGCCUAGAACUAGGACCAAGCCCUGAUGCCAUCACAGACUUCUUCAUGUCAGUCAUGGUUUCCCCAGAAGUGUGGUUUCUGGGACAUUCAUGGAUAUAAACUAUUUACUAGAUUGGCCAGACUCUAACAGGGACUGUCAGUCCUAGGACCUCACCCUUGUUGACAAUGAAUAUCAAACUAUGAAGAAACAGAAGCCCUAUUACCCAGAAAGACCAAAAUUAAACUCC
Galeopterus variegatus (Sunda flying lemur) is the source of this 2180-nucleotide messenger RNA. It is a transcript of the gene SYT2, whose product is annotated as synaptotagmin II. Gene Ontology annotation, molecular function: clathrin binding; syntaxin binding; calcium-dependent phospholipid binding. NCBI's taxonomy places the organism in Eukaryota, Metazoa, Chordata, Mammalia, Dermoptera, Cynocephalidae. Bases 1 to 1281 code for a protein of 426 amino acids. The transcript has 9 exons. Gene Ontology annotation, biological process: cellular response to calcium ion; calcium ion-regulated exocytosis of neurotransmitter; regulation of calcium ion-dependent exocytosis. Gene Ontology annotation, cellular component: dense core granule; axon; synaptic vesicle membrane. The record is from RefSeq and is a predicted model, not a curated record.